CCAUAUCCUGUUAACACAAGAAAAAAAUAACACUGACAUUCUUCUUCUCUUCUAUAAAAAACAACAUAAAAGAAAAGUAAAAGAGAAAAUGAAAAACCAACAACUCCCCGAACCCCCCAAACAAGCCGCCUACAACCAGCCCUCCAACCCCGUCUCGCACACCCCCGCCGAGCAACGCAUUCUCUCUACGCACCAGCAACAACCUCAGUCGUCUCAGUUCACUAGACAGGGGGGGAAAGUGACUCGGCAUGCGGGGGAUAUUGUCAUCGACACGGCGAAAGACACAUCCCACCGUCCCUCUUCUUCGUCAUCGCCCUAUACCACUGCUUCCAGCGCCAACACCAACGCUGAUAUCAAAAACGACAUGAAUAUAGGCUACGGCGUCGAGCAACAACCCAACGAAGGCUAUAUUGCGCAUGCCGUCGAAGACAAUUCCCGCUAUAAUAACAACAACAUCAACAAUAUCAAAGAUGACAGUCCCAGGGAACACCUCGAAGGAUGCGACGGCUACGACGAAGAAGACGACCUAAUGGCGCAUAUGAGCCGCAAACGCAGAGAACAUGAUCGGGUGCUGAGGGAGAGAAUGGAGGGGUCGUCGCCUGGGGCUGAUGUCGGGUGUGUGGAGAGGGAGGCGCUGAGGCGGAGGAAGUUGGAGGAGGAGAGGUUGGAUGUUGUGGGGGCUGUGAGGAGGGGGACGGGGUCGCCUGUUGUUUAAUUUCUUCUUGAUGUUAUGGAUCGGAUUGGAUCGGGUGGGUUGUAUGUAUGGGUGGCAGUGUUGUUGUUUGUUGAGGGUUGAGUCUGAUGUGCUAGUUGAUUCAAGUGAAGUAAAUAUGCAUUGGGUAUCAUUAAGUAGUAAAACGUAGUAAAUGUUGCACAGAUAAUC
This is a messenger RNA of Aspergillus campestris IBT 28561, 883 nucleotides long. RefSeq lists its product as uncharacterized. The record is from RefSeq and is a predicted model, not a curated record. NCBI's taxonomy places the organism in Eukaryota, Fungi, Ascomycota, Eurotiomycetes, Eurotiales, Aspergillaceae. The transcript has a single exon. The coding region runs from base 89 to 715 and encodes 208 amino acids.